AUGGAAAGUUAGUGUGUAGAUUCAUCAGAGCUUUUUGCCACUUUUGUUGUUCUUCCUCUGCUGGAGAAAAAGAAAAAUAGUUACUCUUGUGUAGUGUUGCUAUAGAAGCAUAAGGAAAUACGUUAUGAUUCAUUAAGGAAUUUUACGAACAGAAAAGUAUCUCAGUACCCCCAAAUAUGUUGUGGUGCUCAUAGAAGCACCAUUAAAACCAAACAACUUUUCAAUAAAUUUAUUAAGGAAAGUACUCUGAAGUUCCCAUUUUAAGGAUUAGAACCAGUAUGGAGAAAUGCUGAAGAAGGGCAACGAGCAUCUAUAAAGAAUAACAAAACAACAUGGCAGAAAACAGAAGACCCCUUACAAACUUUCUCCUUUGUAGUUGUGUCUUUACAAUAACUCUCUGGAACAAUAUCAAGCCAUCUGAUGAAAAUGAAUUUAUUGCAAACUAUUCCAGCAGCUUACUAGAAGACAAUUCUGAUUAUGAAACCAAGAGCCUGCCGCUCUCACACACAAAGAGGCUUCAGUUUGCAUCAGCAGAUAACAGAAUAAACCAUUCUAGUUGGGAUGUGGUACACAAUACUUCGGACAGUUUAGUACUGUCAAAUAUCCCAGAGAAUGGAAUCAGUGAUUUAAUACAAUUAUUGUCAAAAUUCAACAAAACCUCAGGAUUACAAAAUCUUACUCUGAACAAUAUUACAACGUCCUGGAAAAACUUUAUUAGAAUUCUUCAGAUUGUGUGGCAUACAUCCAUUGAAUAUUUCAAUAUCUUCGAGAUGAAACUGUUGUCAGAUAUUAAAAAGCAAUCCUUCAACUACACUGGUACUUCCAUGAAAGCACUGAUAAUAACGAAUGUUUCCAUUGAAGUAUUCUAUUUUUCACAGGAUGACCUAUACCGCAUAUUUUCAGAGAUGAACAUUAGAGCCUUGACAAUAUCUGAUUCGAAGAUAAUACAUAUGCUUUGCCCUUCCGAACGAAGUCAAUUUCGCUUUUUAAGCUUUUCAAACAAUGAUUUGACAGAUAUGGUUUUUCAAGGCUGUAAUAAAUUAGAUCUCCUGGAAACACUUAUUCUACAGAGGAAUCAAUUAAAAAAACUUUCCAAGGUGAGCUCCAUGACAAGUAAAAUGAAAUCACUGAAACACUUGGACAUAAGUAGGAACUUGUUGUAUUAUGAUGAGAACCACUGCCACUGGGUUGGAACGUUAGCUAAACUAAAUUUGUCCUCAAACAAAUUGACAGACUCAGUUUUUGGAUGUUUGCCAAUCAGUGUCCAAAUACUCGAUCUACAAAAUAACCAAAUCAGAACUGUCCCCAAAGACAUUACUGAACUGAAAGCUUUGAAAGAGCUAAACAUUGCAUUUAACAGGUUAACUGAGCUGCCUGGGUGUAGUCAUUUUAGGGGUCUGGAAUUACUGAAUAUAGAAGAGAAUUCAGUUCUCACCCCAUCAUCUGACUUUUUCCUCAGCUGUCAAAAUAUCAGAGCGCUCAGAGGAGGGCACAAUCCAUUCCAAUGUUCUUGUGAACUACGAGACUUUGUUAAUUUGGAAAAAAAAUCAGGCGGAAGGUUGGUUGGCUGGCCAGAGUCUUAUGUGUGUGAAUAUCCGGAUGACUUAAAGGGAACCCAGCUAAAGGACUUUCAUUUGUCUGAACUAUCUUGCAAUACAACUCUCUUGCUUGUUAUAGCUCUAGUUGUCACAGUGGUGGUAGUGGCUGUGACAUCCUUUCUGUGUAUUUAUUUUGAUAUAAUGUGGUAUUUGAAGAUGAUGUGGCAGUGGACACAAACAAAACGUCGGGUUUGGAACAGUCACCCCGAAGAUCUGCAAAGCAUUUUACAGUUUCAUGCUUUUAUUUCAUACAGCGAACGGGAUUCCUUCUGGGUGAAGAAUCAUCUGAUCCCAAACCUGGAGAAGGAAGAUGGGUCUGUACAGAUCUGUCUGCAUGAGAGGAACUUCAUUCCUGGCAAAAGCAUCAUUGAGAACAUUAUCAACUGCAUUGAGAAAAGCCACAAAUCAAUCUUUGUUUUGUCUCCCAAUUUUGUCCAGAGUGAAUGGUGCCACUAUGAGCUUUACUUUGCCCAUCACAAAUUAUUUAGUGAAAGUUCCAAUAGCUUAAUCCUCAUUUUACUGGAACCAAUCCCGCAGUAUCUCAUUCCUGCCAGAUAUCACAAGCUGAAAGCUCUCAUGGCAAAGAGAACAUACCUGGAGUGGCCAAAGGAGAAAAGCAAGCAUGGCCUUUUCUGGGCUAACCUUAAGGCAACUAUUAACAGUAACCUGCCAGUGUCCACUGAAGUGAUUGUGGUGUAGACUGCAAGAUAAUUUACCAAUUCUUGGAUUUUAUCUGUGUUAAUUUUGCUUAUAAUGCAACUAGAUGUGUAAGAAACUCAACUGAUUUACUAUGGAAUGACCCUGUGUUAACCAAAUCACUAUCUUGCUCAUAGUAUUUGAUUGUGUAUCCACAAAUACAUGCAAUACAUGUAGAAAUUAUUAUUUCCACUUCUAUUAGUGAAAUCAUUGUGUAAAAAGUGUUCUUAUAUAGUUUGCCUAUUAUGAAAGGGCAGGAGAAGAAAAUAUUCCUAGUAAUUCUACUGUUCUAAUUAUUUCAUGUUCAGAUGUUCAGGGUGAAUUUUUUUCUGGAGCUGUGUUCCCUUUAAUACUAGUCAUAAUUGAAAAUAAUGGAAAUGAUGAGUGGGUUGGAUGUAAUGAAGUUUUGUAGCAUCAUGCUUUUUAAGGCUGAAAUAUGUCUACAAAUAAUUUUGUGCCUGGCAUGUUCUGGAGUUAUGGUCUUACAGAAUUUCUUGCUUGUAUUAAAUAAAAUAUAAAAGAAAGUUC
Molecule: messenger RNA, 2822 nt
Organism: Chelonia mydas (Green sea turtle)
Lineage: Eukaryota; Metazoa; Chordata; Testudines; Cheloniidae
Product: toll-like receptor 1
Exons: 2
Coding region: 333-2297 (654 amino acids)
Biological process (GO): inflammatory response; immune response; cellular response to bacterial lipopeptide
Cellular component (GO): membrane
Molecular function (GO): transmembrane signaling receptor activity; lipopeptide binding; Toll-like receptor 2 binding
Source: RefSeq, a predicted model, not a curated record